Molecule: messenger RNA, 972 nt
Organism: Ogataea angusta
Lineage: Eukaryota; Fungi; Ascomycota; Pichiomycetes; Pichiales; Pichiaceae
Exons: 1
Coding region: 1-972 (323 amino acids)
Cellular component (GO): oligosaccharyltransferase complex
Source: RefSeq, a predicted model, not a curated record
AUGAGAUUUGCCUCUUUAUUAUUAUCCAUUGGAUUGUUGAUCCCCGCUUGUUUGGGUGUGCGAUAUGAAACUUUGACAUCUAAGUACAAGAAGAACAUCCUUAAGAUUACCGAUGCUAACUACCAAAAUCUUUUAAACAACGAGGAUUUUGACAUAGUACUGUACCUGACCGCAUCCAGCCCACAGGUUGGUUGCGUUUUAUGCAAUGAGUUCCAGCCUGUAUUUGAGCAGCUCGCCGCCUCAUUUUACGAGAAUCUCGAAACGCAUGGUCUUGGUUCUGAUGAUACAAAGUUGAUCUUUGCGUACUCUGAUUUUCCAGACUCUAGAAAGCUAUUUCAACAAUUGGCACUGAACAACGUCCCGAAAGUAUACUACUAUAAUGCACAGCAAGGAAUUGGUCUGAAACCAAGUGAUGAGUUCAUGUUUAUGAGCACCGAUCUGCUCUCUACAUUGACCAGCUGGUUGGUGGCUAAGACGCACCUAAGCCCCGAACUAUUCAAUCUAAGAACCAAAGUCAAUUAUACUGAGCUUUUGUUAACAUUUUGCAUCGUUUUCGGACUCGGAGUGACCAUCAUACUUAAUUAUAAAAGGGUUCUAGCCAUCAUUACCAACAAAAGAGGCUGGCAGGCGCUUAGCAUCUUACUUGUCAUUCUGUUCACAUCUGGUUACAUGUUCAACCUUAUUAGAAAUACACAGUACAUUCGUACAAACAAAGAUGGUUCCAACAUCUAUUUCAUAGGCGGACACCAAGCACAACUGGGAGUUGAAACACAGAUUAUUUCGGUCAUCUAUGGAUUAUUCUGCGCUGGUAUGGUGAUCCUGGUGGACUUGUUCAAGAAGUUUGACAAUGCCAAACUGAGAUUGUUUAGUUCCGUUGGAUUAUCUAUUGCUCUUUUCGUUUUAUACAGCAUUCUCGUGACUUGUUUCCAUGCCAAAAAUACAGGCUAUCCUUAUUGGCUUCUCAAGUUCUGA